AAGAGGUUCUGAAUUAAAAAAUUAACCGGGACUGUUUUAUUUCUUUAUUUUUACUAAUUGACUAACUUCUGUGUGAAAAUUAAUUGAUCAGUCAUAUGGUAUGAUGCCCGAAUGAGUAUUCAUCUAAGGAGUAAUUUUAACGGGAUUUUCAAUUUUCAAAAGGGUAUUUUUUUAAUAGUAUCAUGAAGUAAUGAGAUAGUAAUUGCUGUUACAAAAAGACAUAAUUGCGAAGGGGUAAAAUUUUAUUCAGUGAAUUGAUUCCGCGGCAACUUCAGAGGGUAUUUUAUUUUCCUUGAAUUUUACUGUAUAAUGAGGACAAUAAGAGCUUCCAACAGCUUGCGCGACAGUCAUGCCAACGAAACCCACUCCUAAUAACCAACCGAUGAUUUAUCACUGAAAAUAACUUUAAAAGAUUUGGUUGGUCUGUAGAUAGUUGUUUGGUGUGACAAUUAUGGAAAAGGGAAAAAAAGAGAGAGCCUUUGCAUGUUGCUGCAGAACGGUUUUCAAAGUGGGGGGCUGACCAUGCAAAAAAUUACAAUCUUAUGGUCAUUUUCACGUUUUUGGAAAAAAUGAGGGGGGCUUCAGACCCCCCCCCCCCCCCCCGCUUCCGCGGCCCCUGUCAUACUACCAUGCACAGCCUGUACGAGUAGUACAUCUUUUCACUCUAGUUUUAAAAAGUCUGGAAAAAUCUCUUUAUUAACUUUGUUAAUAGAAAAUCAAGCUCCAGUCUUCCAAGUUUCAGAGUAAACACAUACAUUCUUUUUAUCUAAAUUUGAUUCAUUACCCUGCAAGAUUAGUUGGGCUGUUCUGUUACUGAUCUUCUUAUUGCUCCUUGUGAUUUUAUUAUCUUUAAACGUGUUAAAUUUUAGAGAACCAUCCAUUCCCCCCCCCCUUCUGGAUUUAUUUUUGAAGACCCGACUGGUUAUUGAAUUUGUACAACUUUAUUUAUGUUUUUCUUAAUGACAAGAGGAAGAUACACGAACUCGGUUGCGACUGAAGAAAGUGACACAAUGGACGAGGAGAAGUUUUUAUUGUUACGUCAUCCCUUGGUCUGAAAUGAACAAUACCUUGUGUGAUAACUGUCUCUAGAAUCCUGCAAAGUACAGACCAGUUUCCACUCCAGAUCAAACAAAAUGACAAUGCAGAAUGCAAACAGAUUUAAACGCGUAGUACUUGUAACUUGUAUGUGCAGAGGUAGGUUUUGACUGAUCGUGAUUUCACCGGGGGUUUUAGCACCAUGAGCACUGCAAACAAAAUGACUGCAGAAGUGUUUACUAUCUGUUUGCUAACUGCACCCACUGCGAGGAUUCACAACUGGGCAAACUUGAAGUAAUAAAAAAUACGUGGCAAUUCAUUCAGUGUUACGACAUGACUGAGAUCAGUAAAAGUUUGUAUUCUCGGCGUUCGGUGAAUUGUUGUCAUGAAAUAUAAACUGCCAGUAGUUUGUCUUUCUGUGACAUUUGUUGUAACGCUGAGUGUGUUCGGUGGUAGCAUGAUUUCUCCAGCUUUUUUCAUAAAAUACAGAGAGCCACAAUCGGCAAGGACGCCUAGUCGAGGUCCCAUCGCGAAUUCACACAAGUUUGCAGGUGAUGCAGAUCAGGGUUUUGCCCGUGGAAAGAAUAUAGCCCUUGGAGUAAAAUGGAAGAGGCCAAUUACCAUUGUGAACAGAAAGAAUGCUGAUAACUUUAAAGCAUUGGAAAGCAUCGAAACAAUUCUGGGACGCAUCAAUACGACAGAUCCAACGUGGACUAAAAAGGUUGAUAACUGCUUCAUCUACGGCGAGAAACGCUUGCCUGUUCGCAAGAACCUGUUGCAGAAAAGACGCUGCCAAAAGAGACUGCCGGUUGCCUUAGUCUUAGGGGUUAAGAAGUGUGGUACCGGGACCCUAAGCAGGUUCCUCGACCUUCACCCAGCUGUCUCAAUGACUAGCGAAACGUCGUUCCCAGGGAAACGAGUCACUAAAAGUUCCGUCAUAAAUUGGAUCCAACUGAUGCGUUUGAGUAGUCCGUACCAGUUAACAAUGACGGAAAAUCCCAGUUUCUUUGAAUCUAACUUGCCAUCGGACCUUAAGCCUUACCUAUCAUCCAGCGUUAAGUUUUUUGUCAUCUUACGCAAUCCCGUUGAUCGGGCUAUCUCGGACUACCUACAUACGGUAGCACAUUCAAACGCUCCCAAAGAUCGAUCAUUCGAUAUAGUUUUCAAUACAGUUAGGGUCCGGGAAACCUUCGAAAAGACAGUAAUGGGACCUGAUGGUUAUAUCGUUUCUUCAACGAUCACAGAACUAGGGCAAUAUGUUGUUUAUUUAAACAAAUUCCUUGAAGUUUAUCACAGAGACCAAUUCUUGAUCAUUGAUGGUGACGCCUUUGCGAAAGACCCUUACCCAACUUUGUUGAAAGUUGAGGAAUUCCUUGGAUUGCCAAAAUUCUAUAAGCGAACACACUUUGUAAAGAACCAGACGAAGGGGCUCUAUUGUGCACAAGUACCAGAAAGACCAGAUUUCGGAUGUAUGAUCCCAUCGAAAGGACGCCCUCACCCAAAAGUCUCCGAGGAUGUCUUAAGGAAGCUUCGUGAUUAUUAUCGACCUUACAAUAAAAAACUUCGUGACCAGCUGGGAUUAAAUUUUUCUUGGACUUCUGAAUAGAAAUAGAGAGAUUUGAGUAGAAAAUGAAACACCGUCAAGACUUAGCUUCUGAUAUUCGUAAGCCUGUCGCGGAAUUUCAGGAGUGGACGGUUAGCUUUAAAUGUAUAUGAAGCCGAGUAUAAAGGUGAGGCCUAAAACAUGGGACUCUUGCUAUUCAUUUUUUGAAGGGUCGGUACAGACCAGGAAAUAUUAAAAAUUUGACCUCUGACGUUAGUCUACCGAAUCGUUAAAAGAUCAUUUUUAAUAUGCCUGCCUUGAAGCCCUGAAAAGAUUAUAAAUAAUAAUACAAAGAUUAUAAACAAUGACGGUCGGAAGUCACAAUUUACCAUAGGAAUAUCUUCUAUGUCCUGGUCCAUUCAGAUCUUUCUCGUUCUCAGAUUCAGAUUUCGGUUUAUGAGGGGGCGCCUCCCCGCUGUAUAUUGCCGGCUGACCCCCACUCAGGUUUCCAUUCACUUCCGCCACUUCUACUUUGUCUUCAUCAAGAGUGGUUUUGUCCGCCAUGUCAGAUCUGUCCUCCAAAAUCGAGUUCUACGACUUAUUUAUAGUUUAUGCCGUCAUGUCAAUCUGUCAAAAUAAAACAUAUUAAUACACAAAUUUUUAGAUACAAAUGACAUUAACAUUUGCAUUACAAGCUUUUUGUUUCUGUUUAUGGUAACUCCCGUUGGUAUAGGAACUCGACAGGACAGCUUUUGCUGGUAAACUUAUAUAACCAAUUACCUAGGAAACAUUUAACGUCUAGGUUAAUCAGUAAUAGUGGCUGGCGGUAUAGACGACAGAUAUUACCUUCGAGUCUUUUUAUCAAAGUGGAGACAAUGGCAGAGUGGGGAUUCGAACUCACAACUUUGCGAUUAUGAGUCCAAUGCUCUAACCACUGGACCACACGACCCGUCAUGUCUAAAUGUAUAAUGUAUUUAUUAUUAUAUUUAUGUAUUGUACCAACAAACCUGUAAACGUGGAAGUGGCAGCUGCGGCUGUUUUUUUUUCAGGAACAAUUUUGCUUGAUCAAUAAAUAUUUAUUUAAGGCAGAGUGUAAUUCCGAACCUACUUACAUGAUUUGAUGGAAAGCAGUCCGAAAACGCUUAUCUAAUUGGAUCGUAUACAAAAAAAAAAUAUAUAUACCAAAGUUCGGGUACCAAGACGUGAAACAAAGUAAGCAUUUAAGCAUUUACAGUAAAAACGCUGUUUAAAAUGUUAAGCACAUUGUUUAAGCCUAUCACUCUAACAACUAUUGUUUAAACUUUUUAAACAACUUUAAAGUUGUUUAAAAAGUAAAAAAAAAAAAAAACUUUAAACAACUUGUUGUUAGAGUGACAGGCUUUAUUAAAAAACAAUGCACUAUUUUUUUUUCUGUGUUGAAAUGAUAAAAUGCCAUAUCUAAUUUACACUUCUUAACCAUCAUAAUCAGUGUUCAUCAUUACAAUAAUUGGAUUCAUCUAGAGAAUCUUAUAUCGAAAAAUUAAAAGUGAAAACAGACAUAUUUCCUCAAUACAUGAUAUUUUGUAAAACACUGCCAAAUCUAACUUUAGAUUAUUGUGCUUUUAUCCGAUAUAAAUGACCAACUUAUAGUUUAAAAAAAAAAGACAAACUGAGAAGAAAGGAAUUCCGACAAUACAAUAAAGGUGAAGACACACACACACACAAAGAUAGUAAAGAAAGAGAUUAUAACCUAAAUGUUAAUUUUGUGCACCUCAACUUGGCCCGAUAUCUGACCUCAUCAUUAGGCCCAAAAAAUAUUAAAAAGCGUAAAGUCUCUGUAAUGAAAACUCGAAGAAUGGACAUUAAGAAAUGAAAGAAGAAAAAGUACAUAAUUCUAAAUCCCUCAAUUUUAGGGUUAUUUUCGGCCUCUCUGCACGGAGAGGAUAACAUUUUUUGAUCGACAAGAAUAUCAUAAUUUGGAAUAUCAGAACGGAAAUGAACCAAUGGGCAUGGGCAGAUUAGGAACAGGGGAGAGUCGAUGUGACGUGACGAAAGACGGGAUAAAACGAUGCAAUUUCCUCCAGGUCGAAAUGAGAUCUCUUCAUUAAUUUUGAAGACAGAUUUAAAGGUGGUGUUAGAUAUAGGCCCCUAACUUGACUCGAACUAUAAAGAAUCCAAUUUCUAUAUUUCAAAUACAAAUUUUCACGCAACGAUAUUCAAUACAUCGGUUCAAAAUUAUGUAAUUCCUAAUAAUGAUGAUUUUAAACAGUCUCACGCACUCGUAUCUUUCAAAAGAAAUGCAAAUUUUCCCCGACUUUCGUCUUUUAGGUACCGGUAUGUAUUUUACCUCUACCCCAUUGUGUUUUGUUGUCUUUUUUCUAUUUGUUAUUGAUUCAUCUUUGUCUUGAUUAUGGUUAUUAAGUUCAAGUAUCCAUUAUUAAAUUCAUAUCACAAUUUUAUGUAUUUCGUAAUUUGGAAUUGACCUUGAUGGGUCAAUAUGACUUUUACCAAGAUCCCCUGAAUUUUGAAAUCCCUCCAUUGUUCGUGUAGUAAGUUUUGUUAAUGGGUACUUAGUUUAUAAAUAUUUAGUUAAUGUUUAUUUCUUACCUCGUUUUGUGGAAAUCAAUUUUUAAUUUUGAUUCUGAUUUUAAUCUUUGUUAUUCCCAGAUGGUAUAUCCUUGAGAAUGAUGUUUUUGUCUUUGCCUUGUAUUACAUUUAUGCAACCACUCUUAAAAAUAAUGGUUUCAUCUUAAUUCCUACAUCACAUAAAAUCGAAAAAAAGAGGAUCGAAGAAUUUGAAUACGGCUAUUCUCGUUGUAGAAUCAUGUCAUUUAUUAUUGAACCUCGAUUAUUGUGAUAUAUAAGUUGAUACUCAUGUAGAUUUUUAAAAAAGCAUAGGAAAGGAAGUAGAACCGGGCAAUGCAGUUUCAGGGAUUUUCACACGACUUCAGGUCAUUUCAAAUUGUUCCAUUGAAACAUGAUAUAAAUUAAUUUGCUCACACUAUAAUCAUGAUAUAUAAACAGGCUAAUACAACAUUGAAAUAAACAUAAUACACUACAUUACAACAUGAUUAUGGUAACAAUCAUGGGUGUCGAUCACGGGGGGGGGGGGAUGGGGGGAUAUACCCCCCCCCCCCAAUAUUUCAAGUGGGGGGGAUGGCCUGUAUUAUCAUCCCCCCAAUAAUUUAGGGUAGAAAAUUUAUAAUAAUGAUGAUUAAAAAAUGUAAAGGUUUGAUCAUGAUGAUUAUAGUGAUGAUUAUAGUAUGCCAUCAAUCAGUUUGUUUCCCUCGCAAUUUGUGUAUAUUGUUAUUAAAUAAAAACAUUCUUUUCCAGGACUUUUAAACAGAUGGGUGGAGGUUCAAGAUGAAAAAGAAUGAAAUGUUUACGUAUAUGAUAUUUUUUAACGCAUGACAUAAAAGGACCCCGACGAAAAACAACUUUUGUUGAUAGGGUGUUCCAUCCCACCAGUGGUAAUAUGAUCAUAUUUUUACAAUUUUUUAAUAAGUGAAAUCAAUUAAUGGUUUCAGAAAGAAUAAUCAUUAAUUUCUCUCUAAAGCGUAUCAUCGGAUAUGAACAUCGGAUUUUUUUUCCAUGUUAUUCUUGUUAUUGUUAUGGACUUGAAUAACUAAACUUGAUUGGCUCUUUCUUAUUUUGGCAAAAAGAAAUCUCUUUUGAGUUUGGAAAGGGAUGACAGUUUUGCAUUCUAUAUGAGCACACUCAUGCGGUACGUAAAUUUCAUUUUAACACAUAUAUUAGCUGAUAUUACACACUGAUGGUUCAAGAAAAUGUUGGAGAAAUAUCAUAACAUGACAGUUGAGUUUUAAUUGUUUUUAUGUUUGUUUUUGUUUUAUGCACUUAUAAAGCAUUUAAAACAUGUUAAAAUCCAGGGUUAAAAUCGUCUAAGGAAUGACGGUAAGCCCGAUGGCGCACGAGAAGCCACACAGUUUGCAAUUUGUGCUAGUCUUAAUUUGUCCGAAUCUGCAUUUUAUCAUCAUGCAUUAAGAAGAAAAAAGAUAUCGCCAGUCGGGUUAGAUUUAAGAGAGAAGUUGUAUACAUUAUGUCCAAUAAACAGAUCACUUUGUACAUCAUG
Messenger RNA from Lytechinus pictus (painted urchin), 6647 nucleotides. Its product is annotated as heparan sulfate glucosamine 3-O-sulfotransferase 6-like. The record is from RefSeq and is a predicted model, not a curated record. The transcript has a single exon. NCBI's taxonomy places the organism in Eukaryota, Metazoa, Echinodermata, Echinoidea, Temnopleuroida, Toxopneustidae. Gene Ontology annotation, molecular function: sulfotransferase activity. The coding region runs from base 1421 to 2641 and encodes 406 amino acids.